Vicugna pacos (alpaca) is the source of this 7220-nucleotide messenger RNA. NCBI's taxonomy places the organism in Eukaryota, Metazoa, Chordata, Mammalia, Artiodactyla, Camelidae. The record is from RefSeq and is a predicted model, not a curated record.
AAGUGCAGAAGACUAUAGCUCUAUAGAGUGUAACUGUGGUAGAGUAUUUCUCUUUCUUUCUUUCUUUUUUAAUUACUGAUUGUUUCUCUGUAACUCUGUCAUUUUCCAAGAAUGCUUCUUUCAUGUGGAAAGAAGUAGCGGCAAGGCUGCUGGAAUUAUUUUAAGCUUAUGGUUGAUUGUACAUAAUGAAAGUUCUCAGCAUAACUUGAAAUCUACUAUGUGUAGUUUAGCUAUUAUAUUCUUUUCUUCAUAUACCUACAAGACAGUUUUUCAGAUAACUAAAGUUAUAUAAUCUCUUUUUCAGCCUCUCCAGGCCUCCUACAAAUGAAUGCUUGAAACUGACCUUACAAUAUAAUUUUUGCAUAAAAAUCAGAUUGGAAAAAUAGUUAUGCUAAAAAAACAGCUGCUGAGCUAUUGUUGACCUUCCUAACUCUUUGCAUUUUUACUGACAACCUUGAACCAUAGUGACCCAUAAUCAAAUAUUCUAAGCCAAGUGCUCCAAGACAUAUUUUACUUUGUGAAAACAGUCUCGUUAUCUAACUCUGUAUAUGUAUUGAAUCAUAUCAAAUUUUGCAUUUCAAAAAUGUUCAAAAGGCAACACACUUCACAAAAUAAUUCAUUUUUUACAGAAAACAAUAGAAGUUUAAUCUCACUGAUAUUUAAACUUGCAUCUCUCCACAUGACCUUACAUAUUUCAAAAAGGAAAAUAUAUUUAAUGGCAAUUUUUAAUAUAUCAUAACUAUUUUAUAUAUAUAUACAAACUGAGACAUAGCAAUUCCUUCUGGCAGAAUAUUUCCCAUCGUGUUUUAAGAAUUAAAAAAGAAAAUCCUUGCUCUGCUAUUUUGAAGAAGUGUCUCUCAUUUCAAAGCUGUGAAAUGUGGGGUGGCGAUGGAGGGGAAACUCUCCUAAGUUUGGUAGGGUCAGGAGCUCUGUCUAUCUGGGGAGCCUUUUCUCCAGGGAUGUUUCUCUGCUUGUUUGGUUAUUUGUAUUUUGAAAUCAGGAUCCGUAGAGGUUCUCAUCUUCCCCGCCUCGUCCCACACUAAUCUGCUCACCCUGACCUUCCACCUUAAAGUGAAUAAGCGCUUAGGCAGGCAUAGUCCUGUAAGCCGAUAGUGCCACCGGCCUCAGCUAAAUGACAGAAAGGAAAUUGUCCCAUAUGCGUUUGCUGUGGAUUCAUGGGUUGGCUUUUCUGUGGUAAAGGAAGCCUCUUUGUCUCUUUGGGGUCUUGCCCACUCGUGGGAAAUACCACCGUAACAUGCUGCUUGCUUCUAAGGAACGAAUGCAGGAAUUUGGGAACUGAGCAGUGCAAGUGCUGAAGAAGGAGAUUUGUUUGGAGGAAACAGGAAAGAGAAAGAAAAGGAAGGAAAAAAUACAUAAUUUCAGGGACGAGAGAGAGAAGAAAAACGGGGACUAUGGGGAGAAAAAAGAUUCAGAUUACGAGGAUUAUGGAUGAACGUAACAGACAGGUGACAUUUACAAAGAGGAAAUUUGGUUUGAUGAAGAAGGCGUACGAGCUGAGCGUGCUGUGUGACUGUGAGAUCGCGCUGAUCAUCUUCAACAGCACCAACAAGCUGUUCCAGUACGCCAGCACGGACAUGGACAAGGUGCUGCUCAAGUACACCGAGUACAACGAGCCGCACGAGAGCCGGACGAACUCAGACAUCGUGGAGACGUUGAGAAAGAAGGGCCUUAAUGGCUGUGACAGCCCAGAUCCCGAUGCGGACGAUUCAGUAGGUCACAGCCCUGAGUCUGAGGACAAGUACAGGAAAAUUAACGAAGAUAUUGAUCUAAUGAUCAGCAGGCAAAGAUUGUGUGCUGUUCCACCUCCCAACUUUGAGAUGCCGGUCUCCAUCCCAGUGUCCAGCCACAACAGUUUGGUAUACAGCAACCCUGUCAGCUCACUGGGAAACCCCAACCUUUUGCCACUGGCCCACCCUUCUCUGCAGAGGAAUAGUAUGUCUCCUGGUGUAACACAUCGACCUCCAAGUGCAGGUAACACAGGUGGUCUGAUGGGUGGAGACCUCACAUCCGGUGCAGGCACCAGUGCAGGGAACGGGUAUGGCAAUCCCCGAAACUCACCAGGUCUGCUGGUCUCACCUGGUAACUUGAACAAGAAUAUGCAAGCAAAAUCUCCUCCUCCCAUGAAUUUAGGGAUGAAUAACCGUAAACCAGAUCUCCGAGUUCUUAUUCCACCAGGCAGCAAGAAUACGAUGCCAUCAGUGUCUGAGGAUGUCGACCUGCUUUUGAAUCAAAGGAUAAAUAACUCCCAGUCUGCUCAGUCAUUGGCUACCCCAGUGGUUUCCGUAGCAACUCCUACUUUACCAGGACAAGGGAUGGGAGGAUAUCCAUCAGCCAUUUCAACAACAUAUGGUACCGAAUACUCUCUGAGUAGUGCAGACCUGUCAUCUCUGUCUGGGUUUAACACGGCCAGCGCUCUUCAUCUUGGGUCAGUAACUGGCUGGCAACAGCAACACCUACAUAACAUGCCGCCAUCCGCCCUCAGUCAACUGGGAGCUUGCACUAGCACUCAUUUAUCUCAGAGUUCAAAUCUCUCCCUGCCUUCUACUCAAAGCCUCAACAUCAAGUCAGAACCUGUUUCUCCUCCUAGAGACCGUACCACCACCCCUUCGAGAUACCCACAACACACGCGCCACGAGGCGGGGAGAUCUCCUGUUGACAGCUUGAGCAGCUGCAGCAGUUCCUACGACGGGAGCGACCGAGAGGAUCAUCGGAACGAAUUCCACUCCCCCAUUGGACUCACCAGACCUUCGCCGGACGAAAGGGAAAGUCCCUCAGUCAAGCGCAUGCGACUCUCUGAAGGAUGGGCAACAUGAUCAGAUUAUUACUUAGUAGUUUUUUUUCUUGCAGUGUGUGUGUGUGCUAUACCUUAAUGGGGAAGGGGGGUCGAUAUGCAUUAUAUGUGCUGUGUGUGGAAAAAAAAAAGUCAGGUACUCUGUUUUGUAAAAGUACUUUUAAAUUGCCUCAGUGAUACAGUAUAAAGAUAAACAGAAAUGCUGAGAUAAGCUUAGCACUUGAGUUGUACAACAGAACACUUGUACAAAAUAGAUUUAAGGCUAACUUCUUUUCACUGUUGUGCUCCUUUGCAAAAUGUAUGUUACAAUAGAUAGUGUCAUGUUGCAGGUUCAACGUUAUUUACAUGUAAAUAGACAAAAGGAAACAUUUGCCAAAAGCGGCAGAUCUUUACUGAAAGAGAGAGCAGCUGUUAUGCAACAUAUAGAAAAGUGUAUAGAUGUUUUGGACAGACCCGGCAAAGGGUGGCCACGGUUACACGUUAGGAACACGCCAGGUCACCUAACACCCACCCCGAGAACGCUCACAAACCUGCAGGCACAUCAUUGGCGUAUGGCACUCAUGAAAAAGGAUCGAUGACCAUUAAAAGAGGACCAUACCUAUUUUUUAAAAAUGUGGAGUUUGAGGGCUAACGUAUUUAAUUAAAUAAAUAAAUAAAUCUGGGUCUGCAUCUCUUAUUAAAUAAAAAUAUAAAAAUAUGUACAUUACAUUUUGCUUAUUUUCAUAUAAAAGGUAAGACAGAGUUUGCAAAGCAUUUGUGGCUUUUUGUAGUUUACUUAAGCCAAAAUGUGUUUUUUCCCCCUUGAUAGCUUCGCUAAUAUUUUAAACAGUCCUGUAAAAAACCAAAAAGGACUUUUUGUAUAGAAAGCACUACCCUAAGCCAUGAAGAACUCCAUGCUUUGCUAACCAAGAUAACUGUUUUCUCUUUGUAGAAGUUUUGUUUUUGAAAUGUGUAUUUCUAAUUAUAUAAAAUAUUAAGAAUCUUUUAAAAAAUCUGUGAAAUUAACAUGCUUGUGUAUAGCUUUCUAAUAUAUAUAAUAUUAUGGUAAUAGCAGAAGUUUUGUUAUCUUAAUAGCGGGAGGGGGGUAUAUUUGUGCAGUUGCACAUUUGAGUAACUAUUUUCUUUCUGUUUUCUUUUACUCUGCAUACAUUUUAUAAGUUCAAGGUCAGCUGUCAAAAGGAUAACCUGUGGGAUUAGAACAUAUCACAUUGCAACACCCUAAAUUGUUUUUAAUCCAUUGGCAAUCUACUGGGUCAACUGACAUCCAUUGUAUAUACUAAUUAGUUUCUUUCAUGCUAUUUUUGUUUUUGUUUUGCAUUUUUAUCAAAUGCAGGGCCCCUUUCUGAUCUCACCAUUUCACCAUGCAUCUUGGAAUUCAGUAAGUGCAUACCUUCAACUUGCCCGUAUCCUAAAUUAUCUGGUUGGUUUUCAGCCUAGAACUCGAUAAUGCUUUGAAGAAAUAUGCCCAGAGUAGAGAACUGUGUUGGGUCACAUGUCCUGCAAAUACUGCCCUAGAAAUAAGUGAUAUGGAGUUUGCUCGAUGCAUGAGUUAUAAAUUCCCACAGAAGAAAAAUGUGAAAGUCUGGGUGCUAGAUAAGAAGGAAGCAGGUAAAGGGAUAGUUGCUUCGUCAUCCGUUCUUAAUUAUUUUAACUGACCCUCAACAAUCUUGUCAGCAAUAUAGGACUGUUGAACAAUCCCGGUGUGUCAGGACCCCCAAAUGUCACUUCUGCAUAAAGCAUGUAUGUCAUCUAUUUUUUUUCUUCAAUAAAGAGAUUUAAUAGCCAUUUCAAAAAAUCCCAUUAAAGAACCUCUCUAUGUCCCUUUUUUUUUAAUUUUUCAGGAAAUAAUGAUGACUCUUGUCUAAUAUUCGUCUAUAAGGGAUUACUUUUCAGACCCUUUAAAAAGUGAGUGCCAUAAAAAAAAAAGAGUUGAUAUAUAUUGUUUAAAGAGAUUUCAGUCUAGGACUGAUAUUCCUUCUCUAGGCAUGUGAAGAUCUGUCGAUCCAGCUCCCAUCACACACGCUGACAUGCACAGCAGAAAAGACAGACAGUAAGAUCGACACUGCUAUGUCUUGUGUAGGACAUUUCUUAUCCCUUUUUUUGCUUUCACUUGCUUAGUUACUAUGUGUUUCUCCUUGUAAAAGGCUGCCGCUGGGUGGCAAAAGCCAAGAGAUCUUACGAACUAGGCUAUAUUUUUCUUAACUCGAUCUGAAAUCCACAGUUAGACCACAGUGCACCUCUGGUUGUGUCCGUAUAGGAUGCCAGCCUGCCUUGUGCUAACAUUUUAUACACGAAAUCAAACAAAAAAAUCUGUCAGCCAUUUCAUGUAUCCCACUACUCGAGGUAUCCAUGGAACAUGAAAGAAAAACAUUUAUGCAGAUGAAAAACAGAAAAUCAUCCCAGAAAACACACAUAUACACAUAUUCAUACAUGGGGGGGGAGGAAACUAAGAAAACCAUUUUCCUCACCAUAGACUUGAUCCCAUUCUUACAACCCAUCCUUAUAACUUGAUGUGUGUAAAAUAUGCAAACAUGUCACAAAUGUUCUUUGUCAUUUCAAAACACUUUAUCAGUAUCAGGAGAAACUAACCAAUGGGUGGGAAAGGGUCAUUAUGUGAAAAUAUGAAAAAAAAAUAGCCAUAUUAAUUUUUUACCUGCAAUUUGCCUCAGCAACAAAGAAAAAGGGAAUUUCUAAUGCUGAAGAUAAAGUAACCUAAAGUACCAGCAGAAGCCUUGGCUAUUUAUAGCAGUUCUGACAAUAGUUUUAUAAGAACAUGAAAAGAACAGAAUCACUUGAAAAUGGAUGCCAGUCAUCUCUUGUUUCCACUGUUGAAUCCAGAUAAAGUGGUGGCAAGACACAAAGGGAUAAUCUGAGAUUUUUUUUAAAGGUGAUUUAAUGAGAAGAAGCACAAGUUUGAUUGUGAUGAGUCACUUUCUGUAAACGAUUGACAUCAAUCUUUCCCCUUAUACCUUCUCUGUAAUUUACCAUUUAUUGUAUUUGCAAAGCUAGUGUGGUUUUGGGUUUUUAUCACAGCAAAUCCUUUGUAUUCAGGAGUUUAGGGCAGAGCCCUGAGGAGGUACUAUUUUACAUAACCCAUCCUAGAGUAACAUUUUAGGCAACAUUCUUCACUGCAAGUAAAAGAACCGUAAGUGGCGUUUUUACACAGCUACGAGUAUUGUUGUAUCUAAUCCUAUUUUAAAAGAUUUUUCGGUGAUGUGAAGUUUAAAUACUGUUAACACUGAUGCAAUACACGCGAGCUGCACAAACUGUAUGUUGUAUGCAUUGGUGCGUGGAAGGCUGUUCAUUUCAAUCUUUUUUAAAAUUGUGUUUUUAGUAAAAUGGCUUAUUUUUUUCCCAAAGGUGGAACUUAGCAUUUUGUAACAAUGAAUACAAAAAUACCUAUCAUCCUCAGAUCAUUUUAAGGUUAACUAAAGUGAAAAUUUUUUAAAAUUCCAAUACACUUUUUAAAAGAAUGUCUGCCCUCUCACAUUUUUUGUAUUUAUUUUUCUUACAUACCCAUCUUUUAGGGAGAGCAUUUUUUGCCCCCUUUAUCCUUACGCUUGUUUUUCCAGAGAGUAAAUGCUUUGUAUUUCUUCCUAAAAAAAUUUUUUUUUUAAAGAAGCAGCAGCCACUCAAACCCUCCAUAGAGGCUGUUGCCUGAGCACGGCACCCUUCGUCUGUUCCCGUUUGUGCCAUCUGCUGUGAUGUCGUCACUUAACAUGGCGUUAAUUUCCUGCCACUACACAUCUUUUGAAGAUUGAUGGAAUACUGGUGUCUGUGAGAACGCUUCAGACUACAGAUGUAAUUAAAGGCUUUUCUUCGUAUGUUUUAACCAAAGAUGUGGAGCAAUCCAAGCCACAUUAUCUUCUACAUCAAAUUUGUCCAUUUUGGUUCUUUUCAUAAUCGGGUAUUGCAUUUUGCCUUCCCUGUUCAUACCUCAGAUUGAUCCAUACCUCAGUUGAAUUCAGAGAGGUCAGCUAAGUGACGGAUUCUGUUGUGGUUUGAAUGCAGUACCAGUGUUCUCUCGGAGCGACGGAGACCUGGGUCACUGUAGGCAUAGGACUUGGAUUGCUUCAGAUGGUUUGCUGUAUCAUUUUUCUUCUUUUUCUUUUUCUGGGGACUUGUUUCCAUUAAAUGACAGUAAUUAAAAUAGCUUGUAAAUGAGGGCAUACAAGCAUUUGCAACAAAUACUCAAAUAGAGGCUCACAGCGGCAUAAGCUGGACUUUGUCGCCACUAGAUGACAAGAUGUUAUAACUAAGUUAAACCACAUCUGUGUAUCUCAAGGGACUUAAUUCAGCUGUCUGUAGUGAAUAAAAGUGGGGAAUUUUCAAAAGUUUCUCCUGCUGGAAAUAAGGUAUAAUUUGUAUUUUGCAGACAAUUCAGUAAAGUUACUGGCUUUCUUAGUGA